Molecule: messenger RNA, 1134 nt
Organism: Exophiala bonariae
Lineage: Eukaryota; Fungi; Ascomycota; Eurotiomycetes; Chaetothyriales; Herpotrichiellaceae
Exons: 1
Coding region: 1-1134 (377 amino acids)
Molecular function (GO): nitronate monooxygenase activity
Source: RefSeq, a predicted model, not a curated record
AUGCCUCGCACACUCAAAGAACAGCUCCCCUGGACGCAGUCCCCAAUCAUUGCCAACGCACCGAUGGGUGGCUUCGCAGGAGGCGCCCUAGCAGCAGCAGUGACAGCCGCAGGAGGACUGGGACAGAUUGGAGCGGUCGUCGACAUGGGCGAGCUCGAGCGGGAACUGACACUUGCACAGAAGAGCCUCCCCAGGUCCAAAUCCAAUGGCGACACCAGUAACAACAACACCAUAUCCUGCUCCUCAACAACCCUCCCCAUCGGCGUCGGCCUCCUGACAUUCAUUCUGAAGCUGGAGUCUGUGCUUCCGCUCCUCCAGCGCUUCCAGCCCUCGGUGAUCUGGCUCUUCGCAGCAAGCGAGCUGAACGACUACACGACCUGGACGCGGUCGCUGCACGCCGCGCUCCCGCACAGCAGCAUAUGGAUCCAAGUCGGCAGCGCCAGUGCCGCGCUGACCGUCGCUCGAGGCGACGCCUCAGAUGCCAGCACGCAGCCUGACGCGCUCGUGCUGCAGGGCUCCGACGCCGGCGGGCACGGCUUCGAACACAGCGCGAGCAUCGUGUCGCUCGUUCCGGAGACGCUCGACCUGCUUGCCGCACAUGGCCUGUCGGCCCUCCCCGUGCUCGCGGCCGGUGGGAUUGCCGAUGCGCGUGGCGCGGCUGCUGCGUUUGCGCUGGGCGCGGCCGGUGUGGUGCUGGGGACGAGGUUUCUCGCUGCGCGGGAAACGAUCGUCCCGCAUGAGGCGUACCGGGAUGCGGUGUUGAGUGCCAAGGACGGGUCGACGAGUACGGUGCGCAGCAAGGUGUUUGAUAACGUCAAGGGGCCGAAUAUCUGGCCGGGAGAGUAUGACGGGCGGAGUCUGGUGACGAGGAGUUAUACUGAUUUUGUGGACGGGGUGGAUAUCGGUGUGGUGAGGGAACGGCAUGCCGACGCUGCGAAGAGGGCGGAUGCUGGGUUCGCUGAUACUACUGAUGGCGAGGCCAAGAGCAGUGGGAACGGCGCUGGACGAAGGGCGAAUGUAUGGGCUGGCGCCAGUGUGGGUUUGGUCAAUGAAUUGCAGGAUGCUGGAGAUGUUGUCAGAGAGGUUAGAAAAGGGGUUGAUGAGGCUUUGAAGGCUGCGCGGGCGAGGCUGUGA